AUGGACGCCGCCGCCUCUUCUUCCUCAUCCUCGUCCGCAGCCGUCGCAGCGCCGUCGGCGGGCACAUCACUGCCGGACCGUAAGCGCUUCAUCGCCACUCUGGGCGGCGGCGCCUUUUUCCUCGGCCUGACGGGCGCCACCAUCUACGGCCUGCGAAAGGCACGCGCACAGGCGCUCAAAGAGGCUCAGGAGGCCGCCCUCUCGGCUUCGGCCGCACAGUCGCCCGCCAUCGCCAGCGUGCCCUCGUCAUCGUCAUCGUCGGCGGCAGCGACAUCCUCAACAAUCUCGGUGCUCCGCAAAGCUCCCACGACGACGGCGGCGGCGGCUGCCCCCACUUCAGUGUUUGACGAUGCGUCCAACUCGACCCUUCCCGGCGUUUUGAGACGCAGGACGGCGACGACUCAGAAACCAACACCAGUCUCUGCGCAUCCUCAUCUCGUCUCCGCUACAGUCAGCUCGUCGGCAGCCAACCCCAGCAGCAGCAGCUCGACAGCCAUCAGUGGAUCCACCUCGCCAUCGCCCGACUCCAAGAUCGACUACAGCGAGAUGGACUCGACGCUCGACUUUUUCGGGCUCUCCACCCCGCAGACUGCCAGCGAGAAGGCGCAGGGCGCCGGCGAGGGCGAGGGCGACGGGGCCGAGGAGCGGUAUCGACCGAUGAGUUUCGGCGAGACGCCCGUCGGACUCUCGCUCAAGGCCUUUGCCACGGCCACGGCCAUCGUGCUCGGUUCGGCCGCCGUCGUCGUCGAGACGACGCGGAGGGUGAUGGACGUGCACAGCCUGGACGAGGUUGUGCUGCGGAUGAGCACCAUUGUCCCCUCUCGCUCCAGCGGCGCAGAGGCGCUGAGCGGCAUCUCCCCGUCGCUCCGCACCACCACCACCUCCUCCUCCUCGUCCUCCUCUCCCUCGACGACGGCGACACCGGUAGCGGGCGGGGAAGGGGAGAGGGCGGCUCCGAAGCCGAUGUCGGUGCAGGAGACGAUGGACGCUCUGGGUGCCGCGACGAGCCUCGAGGCGUGGUUGACGACGCUCAAGACGCAGCUCGACGCCGAGCGCGACGACGAGGUGGCACGGCGCUUUGCCAACCUCGCCGCGUACCAGGACCACGUCCGCGCGCGCUCCGAGGCAAACGACGGUCGACACGUCAACGAUUCCAUCUCGAGGUCGUACGACAUUCACUCUCCCCUCGAAGACGUCGCGUCGUCGUCGUCGUCGCCCCCUUCUCUGACGAUGAUGGGGCAAGACCAGACGCCGAACAAGCUGUCGAGUUCGAGGUACACACUGUCCAUCUCUCCGCUCCUCCCGCUCUCGGCCUUCGGCUUCGGCUUCGUAUCGGGCCUCACGUCGGCCGGGAAACGGGCCUCGCUCGUCUUUAUGGCCGAGAACGCGCACCGCCUGCCGGAUACGGUGCAGGGGUGGUACUUCUACUCCAAGACGAAAAACUACCGCAUCCUCCUCCGCGGCAUCCAGGGCGGGAUCAGGCAGGGCGCCAGGCUGAGCGUGUGGACGACGGGCUUCUGCAUCGCCGAACGACUCAGCGAGCUGGGACGCGGCGCGCUCGGCGAGUUCCUCGAUAGACUCAGGAGGGAUCCCCACGUCGGCGUCGCAGGAGGCGGUGGCGGUAACGACAACGCCGUCGUCGUCGCCGUCGAUGCGGCCCAUUCGGCGUCCAAGUUCCUCGGCCACUGGACCGACGGCUCCGUCGCCGGCCUCGUCACGGCCACCGCGGCCGUUUCCCUCUAUCAACUGACAAAGACGCCCGCCAUCCGAGUGCUCCAGCUCGGCGUUCUGGCCGGCGGUCUGACGGGCGCCUUGCGCGAUGCCCAGGAACGCCUCGUCCACCGCGAGAUUGGCGGCGUCGCCAGCCAUACCUAG
This is a messenger RNA of Pseudozyma flocculosa PF-1, 1875 nucleotides long. RefSeq lists its product as uncharacterized. The record is from RefSeq and is a predicted model, not a curated record. The transcript has 3 exons. NCBI's taxonomy places the organism in Eukaryota, Fungi, Basidiomycota, Ustilaginomycetes, Ustilaginales, Ustilaginaceae. Bases 1 to 1875 code for a protein of 624 amino acids.